Molecule: messenger RNA, 1425 nt
Organism: Aspergillus ochraceoroseus IBT 24754
Lineage: Eukaryota; Fungi; Ascomycota; Eurotiomycetes; Eurotiales; Aspergillaceae
Product: sterol esterase
Exons: 2
Coding region: 1-1425 (474 amino acids)
Source: RefSeq, a predicted model, not a curated record
AUGGCUCGUGUACCGGUUAUCGGGCGUCUCUUCUGGUUCGAGUAUAUUGCUCUAUUUGGGUCUUUAAUUCUGGUGUUGUUGGAAUGGAUUAUCCACAUUAUUACGUUUGGUCUUCCUGAGCCGAUUAUUAGGUUCUGCUACGACCGGUCCAAGACCGUUUUCAACCUGUUCAUAACCCCUGAGAAAACCGAUAGGCAGGGAAAAGAAGAGCGGUUCGCCGCUGCGGUCGCUCAGGCAUCUGACUUCACAGAGAUCUGCUCCGUUUUUGGUUACGAGGCAGAAGAGCAUAUUGUCCAAACUCGGGAUGGGUACCUGCUUGGUUUGCACCGGCUGCCCUGUCGUAAAGGCGAGGAGGGCAGGGCUGUCAACCAGGGGGAGGGAAGUCUCCAAAAGAAGGUCGUCUACCUCCACCACGGCCUGAUGAUGUGCAGCGAGGUUUGGAUCUGUUUGACCGAGGAGGAGCGCUGUCUUCCCUUCCAGUUGGUGGAGCGAGGCUACGACGUAUGGCUGGGGAACAAUCGUGGCAACAAAUAUUCCAAAAAGUCCACCAGAAAGUCGCCGUUGUCCAAUGAAUUCUGGGAUUUCUCAAUCGAUCAGUUCGCCUUCCAUGAUAUCCCAGACAGCAUCAAGUAUAUUCUUGAGUUGACAGGGCAGCCUUCCCUGUCAUAUGUGGGCUUUUCGCAAGGGACGGCCCAAGCGUUUGCGACGCUUUCGAUCCACCCGCAGCUGAAUGGGAGAAUCGAUGUUUUCGUGGCCCUUGCACCUGCAAUGGCGCCUGCGCGCAUCUCGAACCGGGUUGUCAAUUCCCUUAUGAAGGCGUCUCCGAACUUCCUGUUCCUCCUUUUUGGCCGGCGCAGCAUCCUCAGCUCGACCACGAUGUGGCAGACUAUCCUCUACCCUCCGAUCUUCAUGCGGAUCAUCGACACCUCGCUUCGGCUCCUUUUUAACUGGCGAUGCAGGAACAUCAGUCGCCCCCAGAAACUAGCGGGAUAUCUGCAUCUGUUUUCCUUCACCAGCACCAAGUCGGUGGUCCAUUGGUUCCAGAUCAUCCGCAACAAGAAUUUCCAGUUUUACGAUGACGAAAUUUACGCUCCGUUUAGUGUUGUCGCGAGCGAGCGAUUUUACAAGCCCGUCAAGUAUCCCACGAAGAACAUCAAGACGCCGAUUGUGUUACUGUAUGGGGGCAGUGACAGCCUGGUCGACAUUAAUGUGAUGCUGAAGGAGCUGCCGCGUGGAACGAUUGCUAAACAGAUUCCCAAAUAUGAGCAUCUAGAUUUUUUAUGGGCCAGCGAUGUGCCGGAAUUGGUGUUUGGCCAUGUGUUCGAUUCUCUGGAGCGAUAUAGCCUCCGCCGGCAUGCGCAGAAUGGGAAGAAGGGGGGGGAGCUGCUAGUGAUCAAUGGUACGGAUGGACGUGUUGCGGCCUAA